This is a messenger RNA of Saccostrea echinata, 4162 nucleotides long. RefSeq names its product ubiquitin carboxyl-terminal hydrolase 48-like. The record is from RefSeq and is a predicted model, not a curated record. Gene Ontology annotation, cellular component: nucleus; cytosol. The transcript has 3 exons. Gene Ontology annotation, molecular function: protein binding; cysteine-type deubiquitinase activity; cysteine-type endopeptidase activity. The coding region runs from base 99 to 3341 and encodes 1080 amino acids. Lineage: Eukaryota; Metazoa; Mollusca; Bivalvia; Ostreida; Ostreidae. Gene Ontology annotation, biological process: protein deubiquitination.
GAAGUUGAAUGGGGAAAUACUUUUGAUUUUGACAGGUGCAAGAGAGGCGGGAAGCGCAAAUUACUGAAUGAAGUGCGUUCUUAGUGAUUUUGACAGAGAUGCCUACAAAGCAGCAGCUGGAUAAGGCAGCCUGGCAGUGGGCCGAGACCACAGACCCCAUAGACAUCACUAAUGAACACAUCAGGACAGCCUACAAAUUGAAUCUGAAGCCCUGUAAAUUAGGAGCCUGUAAAAGAAACUGUAAAGGAAAUCCCUUUUGUAUCAAUUGUAUUGGUGAACGGAAGUGGUUCGGAGAAAUCAACGAUGAUAGCUGGCACGAUAUUGAGGACCCAAAUAAUGAACGCAGACAAGGUCAAGACUUUGUGGGAUUGAAAAAUUUGGGAAACACAUGCUAUGUGAACACAUUCCUCCAACUAUGGUUCCACAGUCCCCCAAUUAGACAAGCCCUUUACAAGUUCAGGGAGACAGAUAUGAUAGACAAGGUGGGUGAUGAGUGGAAACCCAACAGUAUUGGAGGGCACCUGCAAGCAAUAUUUUCUCUAUUGGAGCUUUCUGAACGUGCAUACAUCAGUCCACAGGACUUCAUUGAUCAUUUAGGUCUGGAUGCAGCUCUACAGCAAGAUGCACAGGAAUUUUCCAAACUUUUCCUUUCUCUGUUAGAGGACUGUUUGUCUCAGCAACAAGACCCCACAGUACGCAACAUUAUUCAAGACCAGUUAUGUGGGGAAUAUGCAUACGUCACUACCUGCAGUGGCUGUCAUAACUCAUCUCAAACACAUUCCAAGUUUUAUGAGCUGGACUUGCAUAUUCAAGGUCACAAGACACUGGAGGACUCCAUCACAGAUUUCCUGCAUGAAGAAAAGCUGGAGGGAGACAAUCAGUACAUGUGUUCGACAUGCUGCAGGAAACAAAAUGCCAAGAGGGCCAUACAGUUAAAGAGGCUGCCACCGAUUCUAAAUUUGCAGCUCCUCAGAUUUGUGUUUGACAAGAAGACUGGGCACAAAAAGAAACUAAAUGGCUUCAUUCAAUUUCCCGAAACUCUUGACAUGAGCAAAUUCAUGAACUCAAAUGGUAAUCUGACUUGUGAAAAUAGUUCAGCAAAAGAUGGGUGUAUUUAUAAACUGAAAGCAGUGUUGAUUCAUCGGGGACCUUCAGCAUACAGUGGACACUACAUAGCCCAUAUUCUGGAUGAAAGUUCAGGAGUUUGGUACAAGUUCAAUGAUGAAGAGACGACUAAAAUGAAGGGAUCAAAUCUCCAUCUUGGAACAGAGGAAGAUCUUCAAGAGACAUCUGCUAAGCAGAAGGGAAAAGUUCCCAAGGGAUAUCACUCUUCCAGAAAUGCAUAUAUGGUUGUCUACACCAGAGAUGUGCCCCCAGAAGAAAAAGACAAGACUAUUGAUAUGAAAAUCCCAGACAAGAGUUACCUCCCUGAGUACAUGUCAGACUAUGUGAAGAAAGACAAUGAGAAAUUUGAAAUGUGGGUGGCAGAACUUUUAAUGAUGAGGGAGCAGAAUAUAGAGACGGGAAAGAAGAAGCAGGAAGAUAUACGACAGACAUUUAGCCAGCUGGUAGUGGGGGAGGAAGACCAGGAAUCUCAUAAUUAUGAAUGGAUCAGUCUUCCAUGGCUGACCCACUGGCUGGAAGAUCCAGGUAAAGCCAGAUCCGUGGAUAAUGAAGCCAGUUUAUGCCAACAUGGUAAACUUCAUCCUGACAAGGCUGGGAAGAUGAAGUGUGUCCAGUAUGAUGCAGUUGAUGGUUUGUAUGAAAAGUAUAAAGGUGGACCUCGUUUGCCUGGGGAUAAAGCAACUUGUCUGAUUUGUGUGCAAAGUAGAUGCAAGGUUAUACGCACCAAGAGGAAAAUGGUGGAGGAUGAAAAACUUUUCAGUACAAUGAAGAAGGUAGAAGUUUCUCCAAAUGAACCUGCUUUCUGGGUGGGGAAAUCUUCCUUGAGGAGCUGGAAGAGGUUAGUUUUAGAGCAGCUGGAAGAUUUUAGGGAAGAUAGGGAAUCUAUAGAACAGGGAACUGAUAACGGAGUGGACCAACAGGAGCAGCCAAGUGGCACGACAGAAAUAGCAGCAGACAAGAGUAUGGAGGUACCAGAAGAUGCCAAUGACUUUGAUGAAAAAAGGAAAUCUACUGAAUUAGAUAAUGGUGAUAACACUGUUGAUAAGGCAGACAUUUCUGUGACUAAUGAGAGCAUGGAAAGUUCUCUGCAGUUCAAUGAGGAUUUACUUUGUGAGUUUCAUGGUCAGUUAGAUCCAGAUCCAUCAUGUCGGAAAUUGAUACCAGCAGAUCUGUGGAAUAGAUUGAAGGAAUAUUUCCCAGACUGUCCAGAAUUCCCUAGUUCACAUGAAGUUUGUCAGAAAUGUUGUGAUAAGAAUAAAGAAGAAACUGAAAAUCAGAACAUGAACAAAAAAUUAGCUCAAGUCCAGAAAGCAGAUCUUGCAGAUCUGUUCAAUGACAGAAAAAGGCCAGUAAGACUUGUGACCGGAGAGGAAAUUUUCGUGGUCAAUGCACAGUUUGUGGAAGACUGGAGGCACUUUGUUAAAGACCCAAGCAAAUUCGAACCUGUGUCAGAAGUGAAAAAUACCCGUUUGCUUUGUGAACACCGAAAAUACUUGUACCCACCACCCCAGAAUGGCGCGGAUCUAUCCGACAAUACAGAGGUGAUCUAUCUCUGGCCAUCAGAAUUCGAAAAAGUUAUGGAGCACUUUGUUGUUGAUUAUGAGGUAUCUGUUGUGAAGUAUGAAGAAGAGGACGGUUCUGAUCACGUGAUCACGCUUCCAGAGGUGUGCGAGGAGUGUGUGAAAGAGCGCGAAAACAUGAUUGAAAUGGCCAAGUAUGUGUAUAGGGAUGCUACUGUGUUCGUACGAAAAGCUGUUAAAGACAAGCAAGGAGAUACCUCUACUGAAAAUUCAAAACAAGACUAUCCUGAUCCAGAUUUCUGCACGAACGAUCGUCGAAAAUCCGAAUGUGACGAACCACCCGAAAAGUUACAGAAAAUGGAUGGGAAUGCCGUGAGGAAAAGUCAGCGGCAUCGGAAAGUCCGCGGAGAGAAAGAAUUAAAAGUGUCGUCUGAUCAGACAUUAAGGGAUUUAAAACUGCAGCUGAUGAAAUUAUUCUCUGUGCCCCCAUUUGACCAAAAUCUAUCGAUUGCGGGAGUUCCGAUAAAAGACGACAAGGCAACCCUGGGGAGUCUCCGUGUAGCGCCGGGUGACAUUAUCAUGCUGCAGGCUGAUGAACCUGUGGAGGAUCCCGGAGUUUUACAGGACCUGAUGAAUGUGUCUGGCGUUCCAGAGGCCGGAUUUAAAGGGACGGGUCUCUUAGGGAAACUAAAUUAAAGUGCUUAAAUUAUGACCCCCAAAUGAGAUUUGGGAAUAUUAUUAUUUUUUCUUCCUUUUUAACUUUUUUUUCUGUCCAUUAGAGUUACAGAAUUUUACGUUUCGUACUCAUUUGUAUAUGAUGUUGGUGCAUGUUGAUGUACUUUAGCUGAAUGUCAUCUGAUUGGCAUAAUUUGUGUAUCAGUUUUUUUUCUUUGUCUGAAUUUCAAGUUUAGAAUGUAUUAUUUGGAAUGUGUGACAAAAAAAUGCGCACGGAUACUGAAAUUAUGACCGAGAAUAUAAAAAAAAACUUGAAGCACGUGAAAUACUUUACUAAAUAAAUGCUAUUAGCUAUAAAAAUUAUUGACAGGGUAUUUUGUUAAAUUAUUGUAAUUCGAAUGCUCGAUGAAAAUAAUCGUUAUCGAUAUACAUUCUUUUAAGAAAAUAAGACCUUGGUCGUUUGGGAUCAUCCGUUACGAUCUUUACAUCAAUGGCUGUUGAUGACUAAAUAUUACAAGGACCAUGACAUUUGAAUCGUGUUGUUAGAGUUAUCGCCCGUCUAUCAUGAACAUAUCUUGCGUUUUGUUAAGUUUUCUGUUAUAGUCAUUGCAUGUACAUCAUACUAGUAUUCAGCUGUUUUCACUUGUUUGUAUAUGUUAUAUCUCAUUAGAAUUCUUUGUUGCCCCCUUGAAAUUUGAGCACAAAAUUUCUUUGAUCUCGUCAGGUUUCUCUUAUGGUGUACUAGUAGUUCUCAAUUGCAAUUAUUUUUAGUCAUAAAAUGCAUUGUAAAUGUACGAAAAAUGUUUUCCUUGAUUAAGAGGUUUACUAUUCUGAUUGUAAUA